Corythoichthys intestinalis (scribbled pipefish) is the source of this 1430-nucleotide messenger RNA. RefSeq names its product DNA-damage regulated autophagy modulator 1 (gene dram1). Lineage: Eukaryota; Metazoa; Chordata; Actinopteri; Syngnathiformes; Syngnathidae. The transcript is spliced from 7 exons. The coding region runs from base 198 to 905 and encodes 235 amino acids. Gene Ontology annotation, biological process: regulation of autophagy. Gene Ontology annotation, cellular component: lysosome. The record is from RefSeq and is a predicted model, not a curated record.
CUUGUAUGAAAAAAAUAAUUGCGGACCUUCAAGAUUUGCACUUGAGGACCCCUACUGUAGAGGAUAGAGGAGGACCAUGACGCAGUGGAGGAAGAUGAUCACGUGACCAACGCUUCUGAAAAAUGAUACUUCUUCCCACCUCCUAGCGCUUUAAGGUCAAACCAGGACGAAGACGCGAGUCCAGCUCGCUGCAUGCUAUGUGGUGGUUCACGCAAGGUUCGUGCUUCCUGCCUUUCUUCUUGGUGGUGUGGUCCUCCACCUCUUUUAUCCUGUCCUACCUCAUCGCACUUUUCAGACGCGACGUGGACGUGUUGUUUCCUUACAUCAGCGACGCAGCAGCAAACCCACCAGAGAGUUGCAUAUUCGGAUUGAUGACAUUUGUUUCGGCAUGUGCAGGCAUGGCUACCAUCUAUAGCAGGUUCAAAUUUGUGGAGAAGCUGAGUGAGGAGACCAGAGUGGUGAAUCCGCAGCUCAACAAAACGACGCUGGUGCUGGGAAUUCUCUCCUGCAUUGGCAUGUGCGUGGUGGCCACCUUCCAGGAGACGGCAGUCACGGCGGUUCACGAUGUCGGCGCCUUGCUAUUCUUCGUCAGUGGUGUUUUAUACAUCCUCCUGCAGACGGUUAUUUCCUACCAAGCAUUCCCACAUGAAUCGUCCAUUACAGUGUGUCGGGUGCGACUGGCCGUGACUGUUAUUGCCUCACUGGCCUUCUUCCCUACCGUCAUUUGCGCAUUUUUCGUGAAGCAGACUGACCUCCAUCGAGUUAAGGACAGCAAGGACUAUCCCUUUCACGUGGCCAGCGCCGUUUGUGAGUGGGUUGUGGCCUUCAGUUUUGUCUGCUUCUUCCUCACUUACAUCGACGACUUCAAACGGUUCACCUUGCGGGUGAUGACGGAAUUGGGAUAGGAGAACAGAAAAAUCACUUCCUGUGGCAUUUCACACGCUGCUGAGGCCCUCUUGCACUUUGCUCCGCUCUUGCGACACCACAAUGCCUCUUAAAAUAUUAUGAGAAGUGGAUGCAUUACAAUCUAAAAUUGUGGUCACAUGGUGUUUUUAAAAGUUUUUUUUUUUUUUUUUAAUACCUUUGUACGUGUUGCCAAAGUACCUGCACGUGAAUGACUGAAAGCACUCUCGAACAUUUCAUCUACUUGUUUUGAUAAAUAUACCACUACCAAAAGUGUUUUGUGGUGACAUGCCUCAUUUCACAAUGUAUUUAUCCGAAUUGCUGCAACAGUUACAAUGAAAAGCAUUCAUUGGGCAACAAUAAAGACAUUUUUUAUAUUUUAAAAAAAAACAAGUUUGUGUAAACAUUUCAUUCAGUGUCUAUUGGGGGUAAAGGGCAUUUUGUAAAGGAUUUUGUUAGGCCCCAUCGCUUGGUUUUGAGCAUGUUGGUAUUUGUCGCCCCCUCGUGGCACACAUAAGUUUGGCACC